UCAUAUCACAAGUUUGAGGUUCCGACGGAGUCAUGAAGUCCGAGUGGAUUUUGUCGUGUUCGCUUCCGCUCGCGGCGGCGCUGCUGCUGCUGCGCGUCCGGGCGGCUCCGGACUGCGGGCCGUGCGACCCGGCCGGCUGCGCGACUCCGCCGUCUACGGGCUGCGCCGCCGGUUCGGUUCUGGACGCGUGCGGCUGCUGCGCGCUGUGCCUCGCGGCGGAGGGUGAACGCUGCAGAGGCGGCAGAAGCGCCGGCGCGCAACGCUGCGGAUCGGGCCUGGAGUGCGUGCGGGCGGACAAAAAGAGCAAGGUAGGCGUGUGCGCGUGCAAGAGCCAGGAUCAAGUGUGCGGCACCGACGGAGUCACCUACGCGCACGUCUGCGCCCUCAACAGCGCCGACGCGCGCGCGCGACGAGAAGGUCGAGCGGAAAUCGGCGUGCGCAACAAAGGAAGAUGCGCGGCAGCUCCCCUCAUCGUUUCGCCUCCCGCACGCGUCUUCAACGUCAGCGGCGCUCAGGUUUUCCUCAGCUGCGAGGCUGUCGGCGUGCCCACACCCGUGCUCACCUGGCGGAAGGUGAUUGGCGGCAGGAAGAAAUUUGCUCUUCUUCCCGGGGACAGAGACAACCUGGCCGUCCAGACCAGAGGCGGACCCGAGAAACAUCAAGUGACCGGCUGGGUUCUGAUCUCUCCGCUUACAAAAGAUGAAGCGGGCUCCUACGAGUGCCACGCCGCCAACGCCAAAGGCGACGUGUCAGCAGUCGGCGAAAUUCGCCUGGUGACCGACAUCCAGGACGUCAAGGUGGAGGCCGUCGAUGACGUCGCAGUCGCCGACGACGUUCCAGCCGAGGAAGCGACGAAGGACGGAGAGCUGUGAGCCGCCGGUCGUCCGCCACGGGGAAGACCCGCGCUGACAUUUUAUAUCCAAAGCGUGCUCAGGCCUAUCGCUUCCUUUCCAACUCGCGGGAAAUACAGUACUCGUUUUGC
This is a messenger RNA of Syngnathoides biaculeatus (alligator pipefish), 982 nucleotides long. It is a transcript of the gene igfbp7, whose product is annotated as insulin-like growth factor binding protein 7. The record is from RefSeq and is a predicted model, not a curated record. NCBI's taxonomy places the organism in Eukaryota, Metazoa, Chordata, Actinopteri, Syngnathiformes, Syngnathidae. The coding region runs from base 33 to 872 and encodes 279 amino acids. Gene Ontology annotation, biological process: regulation of signal transduction; regulation of cell growth. Gene Ontology annotation, molecular function: insulin-like growth factor binding. The transcript has 5 exons. Gene Ontology annotation, cellular component: extracellular region.